This is a messenger RNA of Motacilla alba alba, 1352 nucleotides long. RefSeq names its product G-patch domain containing 4 (gene GPATCH4). Lineage: Eukaryota; Metazoa; Chordata; Aves; Passeriformes; Motacillidae. Gene Ontology annotation, cellular component: nucleolus. Bases 119 to 1210 code for a protein of 363 amino acids. Gene Ontology annotation, molecular function: nucleic acid binding. The record is from RefSeq and is a predicted model, not a curated record. Gene Ontology annotation, biological process: regulation of ribosome biogenesis. The transcript is spliced from 7 exons.
GGGACACACCAGGACCCUCCCCGGGACACAGCGGGACACGCCGGGACCCCCGGGAUCGCCCCCGGGACACACCGAGACCCAGCGGGACUCCCUCCGGGACCCUCCGGAGCCGCGGGCCAUGAGCGCCCCGGAGGCUCCGGGCCGCGGGCUGCAGUUCGCCGAGACCCAGCUGAGGCGGCACGGCUGGCGCCGAGGGCAGGGGCUGGGCAGGCGGGAGGACGGCAUCGCCCAGGCCAUCCGGGUGAAGGUGAAGUGCGACACGGCGGGGGUGGGACACGACGCGGCCGAGCCCUUCACCUUCCACUGGUGGGACCACGUCUUCAACAAGGCGGCGGCCAACAUCGCUGUGGAGGCCGGCCAGGAUGGCAUCUCUGUGAAGGCACUUUCUGAGCAGGGAGGCAGCAUCAGCAACAAGAAGCCACGCAAGGCCGGCAGCAGCGGGAGCCUGCUGUACGGCCGCUUCGUGAAGUCAGCCACGCUCACAGCCCGUGGGGAGGAGGCUGUGACAGCCAGCUCUGAGAGCAGCCAGGAGGAGGAGGAGAAGUUGGACCUCUCUUCGGUCAGGAGGCUGACGGACGAGGAGCUGGUGCAGGCGUGCGGCGGCCGCACGGCACACAAGGGUGCCCGUCAUGGCCUGACCAUGAGUGCCAAGCUGGCGCGCCUGGAGGAGCAGGAGAGAGCCUUCCUGGCCACGUACCGGCAACGGGAGCAGCAGCAGGAGCCCCCCGAGAGCAGCCAGGGCAAAAAGAAGAAAAGGAAACGGUCCAGGGAUGGAGCUGAGGUGCCACAGAGCCAGGAAGCAAACACAGAACAGGAGGAGGUGUUGGAAGAAGAAAAGGUUGUGAAGAAGAAGAAGAAAAAGAAGCAGGGGCCAAGCAGAGAAGAGGAGCUGGCAGGAGAGGAGGAGGUCGUGAGGAAGAAGAAGAAGAAGGUGGUGACAGAGCCAUGUGGAGAAGAGGUAUCAGGAGAGGAGGGGAAGGUCAUGAAGAGGAGGAAGAAGCCAGAGGUAAGCAUAGAAGAGGAGGUGGUGGAAGAGGAUGGGAAGGCUGCAAAGAGGAGAAAGAAGAAAAAGAAGAAGAAGCAGGAAGAGGAGGAUAAAGAAGAACCAGCUGAAACAGAUGUACCUCUACAAGAGACAGAUGAGCCAAACUUGGGACACAGCCCUACAAAGAAGAGGAGGAAGAAGAAGAGGAAGAGGGAGCCGGAGUGAGCCAGUGACAUGGCUGCCAGGCUGUGCAGCUGCCAGCCCCACCUGGCUGUGAGGGUCCUGAUCCUGGUGCUGCUGGGUGCCACGGGCUGCUCUGAGCUCGUUCCAGAUGGAGCCCAGCACUGUGGCCCAGCUGCCUGGGGAG